GUUGUUAGGUUUUAAUUGUUGUGGACAUGCAAGCGUUGGACGGGGAGACAUGUCCCGUCUGCUUGAACCCUCUUGUGGAGGACACCGCGGCCUCUGUGGACAACUGCCAGCAUGUGUUUUGUCUUGCGUGUAUUCUUCAGUGGUCCAAGAUGGCCAACAUCUGUCCUGUGGAUCGGAUCCCUUUCACGUCCAUCCGUCCUGGAGGUGACGUUGGAAAGAAGAUCAAAGUAAUGGUGGUCAAAAAUGAUGAUGAAGAGGAGGGAGCCAGCGGCAUCAUUGUGUGUGAGCAAUGUGGACGCAGCGACGGCACACGUCAGCUUCUAGUGUGUAUACAUUGUGAUUCCGGGUAUCAUCAUGGCUGCUUGAGAGCUGCAUCGUUGACGAGUCCUCAAGGUGACUGGACCUGUCCCGACUGUCACAUCCUGUCUCAUCAAGCUGAGAGACUUGCAGAAGAAGAGGAGAUCAGUGAUGGAGAACUAUCAGACCUACUUGCUGAAGUCCAUGAAGAGGCAUCUACCAGCAACCGCCUCCGGCCCACCACCAUCAAUCAGUCCCGGCUCGCUGCUGCCCCUCGCCGCAGCCCCAGGAACCACACCACAACCAGCAGCAGCAGCCUCAGUGCUCACUGGCAUGUACCCAAACACUUGCUGAGGGCGACCAGGCAGUGGCAGAGCCAGAUGCACUUCCCCUCACCACCACUAGGGGAUCAAAAAUAGGAAAUAGAUUUGAGAAGAAAUGCAGGGGAUUGACCACCAAGUGGCAGCAUCUUUGCAACAGAUGCCUGCUAAAUUUGAAAGGAAUAGCUUGGAUUGUUUUACAUUAAGUUGUAUGACAUCCCCAUCAGCAGUGUCGUCCAUCACCAGUGACUUUCCCCCCCACUUGGUCCCGUGAGCUCAGUUCUGGUCGGAUUUCGGUGACAAAAAAAAAAACAUAGUUCCGGUUGGUUAUUGUGGUUACUUAAGUAAAGACAUACGUAAACAAGAUGGUGGCCAAACCAUCACAUUACAUUGGAAAUCAAGGUACCAGAGUAUGGAGGAAGAGAGGAGAGGCACAGGAUCCACACUGCUUGAGGUCCAGUGUAAAGUUUCCACAGUCGGUGAUGGUUUGGGGUCCUUAAACCAGGUACUGGUGCCAAAACUACCAGUACCUGGUUUAAGGACCAUGGUAUCCCUGUCCUUAAUUGGCCAGCAAAUUCACCUGACCUCAACCCAAUAGAAAAUCUAUGGGGUAUUGUCAAGAGGAAAAUGCUAUAGGCCAGACCCAACAAUGCAGAAGAGCUGAAGGCCACUAUCAGAGCAACGUGGGAUCUCAUAACACCUGAGGAGUGCCACAGACUGAUCGACUCCAUGCCACGCCGUGUUGCGGCAGUAAUUCAGGCAAAAGGAUCCCCGACCAAGUAUUGAGUGCUGUACAUGUUCAUACUUUUCAGUUGGCCAACAUUUCUAAAAUCCCUUUUUUAUUGGUCAUAAGUAAUAUUCAAAUUUUCUGAGACACUGACUGUGUUAUGAAUACUGUAUAUAUAAUAUACAUCCAUCCAUUUUCUAUGUCGCUUAUCCUCAUUAGGGUCGUGGGGGUAUGCUGGAGCCUAUCCCAGCUGACUUCGGGCGACAGGCGGGGUACCCCCUGGACUGGUCGCCAGCCAAUUGUAGUAUAAUAUACAUAUGUCACUUUUUGAAUGAAAUUCCUGAAAUAAAUCAACAUUUUGGUCAUAUUCUAGUAUAUUGAGCAGCACCUGUAUAUUCUACUCACAAAAAGUUUGGGAUAUGUACAACUGUUAUGUUAGAAACCAGCAAGUUGUGCGUUACGUAUUGAACGUGUUGGACGUGUGCAUUCAAAAUUAGAAGGUCAAAAUACAGUAGUACACUAUAGGUUCAUCCUGAAAUGUAUCUGAAAUAUCCUAACUUCUUGUGAGUAGUGUGUGUGUGUGUGUGUGUGUGUAUAAUAUAUAUUGUAUUUUGCAGAACUUUGCUGCUUUGUGUUUAUUGUUCACCAUUGUGGUUAUUUUUCGUUGUGUAAAAUGGCACCGUUUCACAUUAAAUGAUGCUGCUAA
Dunckerocampus dactyliophorus (ringed pipefish) is the source of this 2050-nucleotide messenger RNA. Its product is annotated as PHD and RING finger domain-containing protein 1-like. The coding region runs from base 27 to 716 and encodes 229 amino acids. The record is from RefSeq and is a predicted model, not a curated record. NCBI's taxonomy places the organism in Eukaryota, Metazoa, Chordata, Actinopteri, Syngnathiformes, Syngnathidae. The transcript has 7 exons.